Messenger RNA from Carassius auratus (goldfish), 2245 nucleotides. RefSeq names its product homeobox protein DBX2-like. Gene Ontology annotation, molecular function: DNA-binding transcription factor activity, RNA polymerase II-specific; DNA binding. The coding region runs from base 224 to 1027 and encodes 267 amino acids. NCBI's taxonomy places the organism in Eukaryota, Metazoa, Chordata, Actinopteri, Cypriniformes, Cyprinidae. The transcript is spliced from 4 exons. The record is from RefSeq and is a predicted model, not a curated record. Gene Ontology annotation, biological process: regulation of transcription by RNA polymerase II.
GAUUGUCCACAGCUGUGAGGACGGACAACAAUAAAGUAAAGAAAUAUAGUCACAUUGAUAGACUGAGGCACAGAUAGUUUUCCAGGCCGUCUCUCAAUGGACGGCUCUGAAAGAAGAUAUCAGUAUUUACUGCGGCCGGCUCUGUUUGGUGUGCAAGUUAAACUUUGGCCGGGAGUCCAUUGUCUCCAGUGUCGAUCAUUUAAUGGGAGCUUUGACAUAAUGAAUGAAGGGUUCCACCUUCCGUCCCACAGAAAGAGCCGCACUUAUCAGAGCCAAUCACAGCGAGCCCAGCACAGCUUUGUUUUCUUUGUGCUUUUUAAUGAAGUUAACUCUCACAAACUCUCCCAACGCUCUAGAUCGGAGGACGAGGUACCUCCAAGACAUGGCUGGGCUUCCUCCGAGGCAGCCCGGAUUUGGGAAUUCUGGGAAGUGUUUUCUGAUUGAGAACCUGCUGCGUUCACCUGCUCCAGGUGUGUGUCCCAAGAGAUGCUCUCCGGAUCGGCUCUGUGUUCCUCAGGAACCAGCUCACACUCCGCCAGUUUUUAUGAGCAGUGUUUCUCUGCCCUGCUGCUCUGGACCUGGACCUGUGAUGAUGACUGCUGCUCAGUUCCCUGGGGGCGUGGUCUCCAGGGCCCGGCCGGGGGUCCUGCGGAGGGCCGUGUUCUCUGAGGAACAGAGACGAGAGCUGGAGAGAACCUUCUGCAAGCAGAAAUACAUCAGCAAGACUGACCGCAACAGACUGGCCACUGACCUCUGUCUGAAGGAGACGCAGGUGAAGAUCUGGUUCCAGAACCGCAGGAUGAAGUGGAGGAACUCCAGAGAGAAGGAGAGCACACACACACCACCGCCGGUGGAGCGACUGAUGCUCUGGAGACAAUCUGAACCACACACACACACACACCGGUGCACAGCACACACACACACACACCAGAUGACACAUCAGAGGAGAGAACACACUCUUGAUGCUAAACUAAAAAAAAAAAGACAUUUGGUGCUAAAGUGCUGUAAAUAUGCCUCAGUCUGCUGAAUGUGAAUAAUGCAACAGCUCUGUCACUGCUAAGGCAUGUGUAAUUAGAUGAUACGAGUUCUCACUAUCACUGCUAUUAUCGUCAUUGAGCUCUUUAUAGGAUGCACAACUAAUGUCUAUAACAAGCUCAGUUACAUUUACUUUACUUUUAAUCUUGCAUAAAGUGUACAUUGUAAAUUUUGAGUUACGUUUAGAUGAGAAACAUUACUUUUUAACUGAAAUGAGAUGGAACACUUAUUUCUUUUGACGUUCAUCUCUAACUGCAAUCACAGUUAAACACACUUUCACCGAGCAACACUUGACAUCUCAUUUCACACACAUAAACAGAUACCAGAUGAGGCUUUGGUUAAUAAUCAUUAUGACAUAAAAAAUCAUAACCACGAAAUAAAAAGAAAAUAAGAAUUAUGACGAACAUCAAAAGAUAUGAAUUACUAAGUCAUAAAAAGUUAUAAAACUAUGAGAUGAAAAGUAAUCAUUAUGACUAAAAAGUAAAAAUAAAAAAAUGAGAUAUUAAGGCAAAAUUAGAAAAAGUCAAAAUGAUGAGAUACUAUGUCAAAAUAAUGUAAAACAUAGUCUGAAUUAUGAAACCCUUAGUCAUAAUUAUCCAAUAAAACAUCAAGAAUAUAAGAUACCAAGUAAUAAUUAUGAAAUAUGAAUCUAAAUUAUGAGCUACUCUAUGAGAUAAAAGUAGAAAUUCUGACAUAAAAAGUUAUAAUAAGGACAGUAAGUCAAGAUAUCAUAAUUAAGAGUUUACAAUUUAAAAGUUACAAUUGUAUACUUCUAUGUCAUAAUUAUGUCUUGCAGAAGAAUGGCAUAUUGUUGCUACUGUAGCAGUAAAUUACCCUAAUAUGAAAGUUAUCUUAUUCAUAACAGUUACAGAUGAGUUAUUAAACUGCUGAGCUGAAGCAAUAACCCUCUUGAGUCUGCCUGAAAGUGUAAUAGUUUGAGAUAUCUGUCAUUGUGUAACUGAAGUUCAGCCUCAGAUGAAUGACUGGUCACAGUGUGGAAGUGUGAGGUCAGUGUUGUGUCACUAGGGGUCAGUGUUCUACAAUAAAUGACAAAAUGUCACAAACUCAGCUGAUCAUGAUAGAAAUAGCAAGUCACCAUGAUUUAAACACGAUUUUGGACCUAUGACGUCAUUUUAACAAUUGUAAAAUCCAUGUAAAAACACAGUGAUUGUACCACAGUUACAAUUAAUUGUUAAUUAUAAAAAUAAAU